UACAAAAUCAUAUUGCAAUUGAAGUACGCCAAGUAAAGGUUUUCAUUCCACUGUGGCAAGUACAGUGGACCACCUGAGUGAUAGUUAAUAGCUAGGACAUGUUAAAAAUCACUCGCCUUGUGCGUAAUUGUCCAGUUAGGCAUGUUAACAUGUGUGCAUGGCGAUGCAAAACAUGCAAGUUGCAUGCCACAGGGCGGCAACCAACAGCCAAAAGCCUGCCACUUUGCCAGAACUAAACACAGUAGCGUGAUGGCCACAGGGAAGAAGCAACAUGCACUUUUCCACAAGCGUGCUCGUCGUUGUCUUCGGCAUCAGCCUCGCCCUCGCCCUGGAGUUCAGUGAGUUGCCGCAGCAGCAGGAGUUGCUGUUGCAGCGGCAACAACGCCAACAACUGCUGCAACUGUUUCUGAGAAUACGCUCAGAGCGGCAUUAUGAUACGAUAUUGCUCUACGGACGCGCACCGUGUGUGUUCCACACGGUGUUGCCACUGUUGCAGCUGCCCACAGUGCUGCUCUCGCGCGGCAGCAGCCACAGAGACUGGGAAUUCAGCACCGAACUGUUGCUGCUCUGCUGUGGCGCCAAUGCCGAACAGGAGCAAAACUCACGAACCUCGUGGAAGCUGCAAUCGGCAAGACGUUUGAUCUAUGUGGAGACGCGGCUGCAGCCACAAAGACUCUGCGAGGAUUACUUCGAGAGGGAGCUGUAUAAUGUGGCACUGUUGGAUGCAGAGUUUGCCACCUCAGGCAGCUUUUACAGUUGCCGCAGCUUCCAGAAGCCGAGCUACGCACAGUUGCAGAUUUUGGAUUCACUUCCAAUUUACGUGGAACAAUUUCGGGAUAUGCAAGGCGCAAUUUUACGCAGCGAGGCAGAUCAGUUGGCGCCACGUUCGAUGCUUUAUCGUGAUGCGAAAAGCGGCAAGAUACGCAUGAUUGGCUAUGUGGCAAAUGUGGUCAACACAUUCGUGGAGCGUGUGAAUGCCACGCUGCAGCUGCGCGACGAUUACGAGUUUGGCAAGAUCACCUACUACGGCGACAUUGAGAAGUUGACGCAACAGAAUCUACUCGACGUGGCUGCAACAUUGGGCAGCACCAUGACCGCCGACAAUUGGGAAUACAUCAGUUAUCCCUAUAUCAUCACCUCAUAUUGUGUCAUGGUGCCAGUCCCUGCAGCGUUGCCCUACAAAUCGAUCUAUACCGUUGUGGUUGAACCGCUGGUGUUGGGAAUUCUGGUGCUGCUCUUCUUCAUCUUCUCGCUGCUGCUCAUUUAUAGUCAACGCUUGACGUGGUGUGACUUCAGCUUGGCCAGCGUGCUCCUCAACGAUCGCAGUUUGCGUGGCUUGUUGGGUCAAUCGUUUCCCUGGCCAGAGCAUGCAACGCGUCAUGUGAAGGCCAUCUGCUGCCUGAUGUGCUUCUCCAGCAUCAUGACCACCACCAUGUAUCAGGCUUAUCUGCAGUCCCUGUUCACGCAUCCUCCGCCGGAAGCGUCCAUACGCAGCCUCCAAGAGGUGCCUUACUCCCGCUAUAAAGUGGCCAUGGAUCGACGCGAGGCAACGAAUCUGCUGAAGAGUCGCAAUCUGACCCUUGAUGAUACCAAAAGCGGUUACAUUCUCGACGAUUGGAAUGAGUUUGUCCACAUGCGCGACACUUUCAAUGCCAGCUUCAUUUAUCCCGUCACCGAAUUGCGCUGGAAAACUUAUGCCGAGCAGCAGCGUCUCUUUGCCCGUCCAGCCUUCUACUAUUCGGAUGAUAUUUGCCUGCAUCGCAUGGUCAUGUUGUCAUUUCCGAUGCGUCGCUCGUUGCCCUAUCGCGAACGCUUCGAGGAGCACAUGAUGCACAUGCAGGACUUUGGCAUGUUGGAGUCCUGGAUGGAUCACAGCUUCUUCGACAUGGUCGAGUUGGGUCUCACACCUCUGAAGGACUUCAGUGAACCUGUCACAGAUGAGGAUAUUCUAUAUCUGCGAGAUCUCACCUGGGUGUGGCUCUUCUAUGCCAUCGGGCAUGUGCUUGCAACCAUCUUGUUUGCCGUCGAGUGUUACAGGGGCAGAGAGCGAGGCACCGCGACCCCAAUGACAUAA
Drosophila nasuta is the source of this 2074-nucleotide messenger RNA. RefSeq lists its product as uncharacterized. The record is from RefSeq and is a predicted model, not a curated record. The coding region runs from base 272 to 2074 and encodes 600 amino acids. Lineage: Eukaryota; Metazoa; Arthropoda; Insecta; Diptera; Drosophilidae. The transcript has a single exon.